Messenger RNA from Papaver somniferum (opium poppy), 780 nucleotides. Its product is annotated as histone H2A-like. Gene Ontology annotation, cellular component: nucleosome. Gene Ontology annotation, molecular function: DNA binding; structural constituent of chromatin; protein heterodimerization activity. Bases 133 to 597 code for a protein of 154 amino acids. The record is from RefSeq and is a predicted model, not a curated record. NCBI's taxonomy places the organism in Eukaryota, Viridiplantae, Streptophyta, Magnoliopsida, Ranunculales, Papaveraceae. The transcript has 2 exons.
CUGUCCCGACAACCCAACUGUCAUCAGACAACUACAUCAUCAAUCCAUAUUCCCUUCUCUUUCCCAAAUAACCAUUUUUACCGGCAUCUGAAAUUCCGGUAAGAAAUUAUCCAGAUUCCAGCUAUAUCAACAAUGGAUGCAACUGGAAAAGUGAAGAAAGGUGCUGGUGGAAGAAAAGGAAAUGGUGGUCCAAAGAAGAAAUCAGUAACAAGAUCUGCUAGAGCUGGUUUACAAUUUCCAGUUGGUAGAAUUGGUAGGUACUUGAAGAAAGGACGUUAUGCUCAACGUAUUGGUAGUGGUGCUCCUGUUUAUCUUGCUGCUGUUCUUGAAUACCUUGCUGCUGAGGUUCUGGAAUUGGCUGGAAAUGCAUCUAUAGAUAACAAGAAGAAAACAAUCAACCCAAGGCACAUUUUGUUGGCAGUGAGGAACGACGAGGAAUUGGGAAAGCUUCUAGCAGGUGUUACCAUUGCUCAUGGAGGAGUCCUGCCAAAUAUUAACCCAGUCUUAUUGCCAAAGAAGUCUGAAAGGUCAACCACAGCUGCAUCCAAAGAGCCUAAAUCACCAGUCAAAGCCGCCAAGUCUCCUAGGAAGGCUUAAAUGUCUGUCGCAGCAAAACAACUAUGAAGACAAAAUAACCGAAAAAUGAAGGGAAAAAAAACUCUGUUCUCUUUGUAUGUAAUUCUGGGAUUCUUUCCCAUCUAUGUUUAUCUGUAGAUUCUGCAAGUUUGUUAUCUUUGUUUGUAUGAAUGAAACCACUUGUUUCUCUUGCCCACACUGCUC